Molecule: messenger RNA, 1272 nt
Organism: Giardia duodenalis
Lineage: Eukaryota; Fornicata; Diplomonadida; Hexamitidae
Product: Lipase
Exons: 1
Coding region: 1-1272 (423 amino acids)
Biological process (GO): lipid metabolic process
Source: RefSeq, a predicted model, not a curated record
AUGUUAGGGUUCGGGCAUACGCCCUUAUGGCCAAUGAUCAUUGUCCUGAAAAACACAAUUGGACAGUCUCGGAAAAAACACAUCAGGGGGCUGUUCCGUUACGGUGCUUUGCCAGCACGAGAGAUUGUGCCCAUCCUUUCCCAAUGCACAGAAGAGCUUAUAGACUUCAACCUCGUUAGACUUUGCAGCACGCUCUCCUGCAAGAUAUAUGGACCUGAGUUUAAUCGCUUUUUUGACGAGAGCGCCCCAUACAUUGUUAGGUUAAUGGGUAUGUUGGCCACCUAUAUGCCUGCUCCCCAUUUGAAGUACUCCCGGCAAAUGACGAAGUGGGAGUGUGAGCGGGUGACAGAGCUGGUAGACAUAGCAGACGCGGAGUACCUGGCGUCGAAUAUGAAGGGUACGCGGGCAUACCAGCCUGGCUGGGCACUGCUUGUACAGAGGACCUUAGCGUGCUUUUUCUUGGUCAUUCGAGGCACAGUUAAUAAAGGGGAUUUAGUUCUCAACCUGGAUGCUAUAUCAACGGAAUUGGAAAGCGGGGUUACUCUUCAUGCAGGCAUGCAAAAAGCAGCACUCUGGGUCGCCGAGAACGUUCACCCUAUACUCCAGAACUACAAGAAGAAUCAUGCUGCCAAAUCUUACAAGUUGAUAAUAACCGGACACAGCCUGGGGGCAGGGGUAGCCAUGGCUCUGGGCCACCAUCUUAUCUCAAUCCAUCCAGAAGUUUACAACUCAAGCAAUCUAAAGGCUCUUGGCUUCGGCUGCCCGGCUAUGGCUGGUCUGAGUUUUGCCAAUGAUGCACGGUCAUGGGCCACCAAUUACGUCUAUGAUUUCGAUACUAUUUCUAGGCUUAGCUUGCACUCAAUAAAAACCUUUCUCAAGCGUCUGGAGAUACUUGCUGAAGACAAAGAGCGAGGAAAGAAGAUAACAACCAGAGAGCUAUCCCGAAGCGUGUACACUGAUGCAGACUUGUAUGUACCUGGAAAGAUCAUCCUUCUGCAGUCGGUACACAUCAGAGAUGGAAGAUGUGUGUUGCCACAAAUAAGUGGGGAGCUGAGUAUAGUAGAGGAGAGCGAAUAUGCCCAGACAGUAUGUACCACAUAUGAACAAGCAGGGGAAACAAAUAAAAGAAUCUUGGCUUCAGAAAUAUCGCCCCACGACCUAGGAGAGUUUUUACCAGACGAAGUUGGGCUUGUGGACCACGGAUUUUAUGGAUAUUUAUUCAACCAGGCAAUACCUAUUGAGAUGCACAUACCGAAUGGACUUAGUCCGUAA